Molecule: messenger RNA, 5560 nt
Organism: Pipra filicauda (Wire-tailed manakin)
Lineage: Eukaryota; Metazoa; Chordata; Aves; Passeriformes; Pipridae
Exons: 9
Coding region: 99-4277 (1392 amino acids)
Biological process (GO): actin filament bundle assembly
Cellular component (GO): plasma membrane; actin cytoskeleton
Molecular function (GO): actin filament binding
Source: RefSeq, a predicted model, not a curated record
GGAGUCAGGAGAGUGGUGCUGGAGAGCCCUGAGGAGACUAUCAAAUGGCAGCUCUCGGGUGGAGGGAAGCGCUGUAGCAUUGCCAGCAGACAGAAAACAUGGAAAAAGCUGAGAAGCUGAGGCCAGCCCAGUCCUUUCCUUCUCUGUGCUGUUCUCCAAGGAGCAAUCCAGAGCUCAGAGCAGUUCUUCUGAGGAAAGCUGUGUCCGUCUCUGAACUGGUUGCCAGGUACCAAAGCAUCCUGGACUGUGACAGAAACAUGACUAAGCAAGAACAUCCCAAGCUCAUGGAGAGAAGAUAUCCACCACAGGCCAACGUCCUUUCAGUGGGGAAAACCUAUGCCUUAUCUCCAAGUCAUCCCAGCAAUAUGUGCUCAAGCAAGUCCAUGGAGGGUGUUCCCAUCCCUAACAUUGGUGCCCCAACAAGGAAUCUCAAAGGACUCCUGACCAACUCUGACACUCCCAAAGUCACUCCACACUGUAGGAGGUUACAUUGUGCUCCACUGAAGACACCAUCUCCCAAAGGCCUUUUGAGGAUGAGGGAGCCUGAUGCCAGCACCAUGACAACCAUCCAGCCCCUGAGCAUGGAGACCAAACCCCACAAAGACCCAUCCUUCCUUUCCUCUCUCCAGAGCAUCCAGAGGAAGGCACAGUGGAGUCCUGCCACCAUUAAAUGGAAAGAGUCUUCUGCAAAGGAAGGGAAGCUGUCCCACGAGAGGCCCACGAUCAUCUCCUCGGUGCCAGGCACAGCCGGUGACUCAGCCCCGGGCACAAGCUAUGAUCGGACACGGUCAUUUUUAGACACAUCAGACGACACUAUCCACAUACUUCACCAAGGACGAGGGAGGUCCUCUGCGCCCUCCGUGAAGGAGCUGUCGGCUCUCUAUCUCUCCCAGACAGCUGCCGCUGCUGCUGACGCCGGCAGCCCCGCACAGCCGAGUGCUGUGAAGGACAACUCCAUUCACUCUCCCCACAGGCAGAAAAAAAGCAAGCCCAUGUUGAAAGAAAUGUGUGCCUUCUGCCUGAAGCCCAUCUACUCCAUGGAGCGGGUUGUCACUGAUGGGGUCUGUGUGCACCGCUCGUGUUUCUGCUGCCAGGUCUGUGGGAGGAAGCUGAGCUUGCAAAACUAUGCUGCCCUCCAUGGGGUGUUUUACUGCCAAGUCCACUACAAGCAGAUGGCUGGAGCAGGAAGCAGAAGUGAGACAGAAAGGCUGGAGCACCGACCAGGAGGACCACAGCCCCAGGACUGGUGUAACAGGGCCAAAAACAGUGAAACAGGAGAGAAACCCUCAUCCUUCAAUGCACAGCGUGAUCUGCAGCUGGCUGAGCGCAGGCAAGAGCUGAACAGCAGGUCUGUCCUCUUAGGGAACAAGCUCAGAACAGUCUGGCCACCUUCAGAAACAGUCUUGUUGGCUGUGGAUGGAAAAGGCAGAAAUGGAGCGUGUUCCUGGAAGAAGCCUGCACUGAGCCUGCAAACCUACCAGGCUGUGGGCAGCAGGGCAGGCAGGAUGGUGUUCAGGGGGCAGGAGGGCAAACCAGCAGCAGAGGCAGCAGUGGAGAAGGGAAGACUCUUACCUGGCAUCACCUGUACCAAGGAAAGAGAGCAAGUGUGUUCUUGGCCCAGGAAUGGAGGACAGAGAGGCAAUGAAAAGAUUGGGGAUGGCGAUGUGCCUGAAGGGAAGAGAGGGGGAAAGGUGUCCCAGAGAGUGGCUGCAAUCCAGCAGGGCCAAGCCCAGCCAAAGAGAGGACCUGUCUCUGCCUCCUUCCCUCCAGUCCUGGAGCCUGUGAAGCCCCUGCCUCGUGGCUCCCUUGUCCCCCACACCACACCUCAAAGCACUAAACCCACCAAGUGGGUGGGCCUGGGGGGCACAGGGGCCUGCACCCUCCCUGCUGCAGAGGUCCCAGCAAAGGAAAACAGGGUCUGUGGGUCUCUGAGCACACCCAGUGAAGGAGACACAACACCUGCCAUGACAAAUAACAAGCCUAAACUGACCACAACCACCCCGGAUCCUGCAGGAGACAAGCAUCAUCUUGGAGAGGGAAUGAACAGCACACAGCCCACCCCUGUGCCUGAAAUCAGAGACUCUACAAUUAUGGAACUAAAAUGUGAAGCUGAGGGUACUGACACCCCUGAAAGUGAAGCUGAAGAAGCCCAUUCCCCCUCUGGUAUAUCAAGGACUUCUUAUGUAUCUUCUGGUUCCCCGGAGCUGGGAGAGCUGAGUGUAUUACCUGAGAUCACUGGAAUGUUGAAUGAGAAAUCAAAGGCAAACACCAAGGAGUUCCCUGUGAAACAGACACCAGUAACUUUGGGGGAAAGUAGGCAGCCAUCCAGCACAAGUGAUUUGCCUGGAAUUGAGAGCAAAGGGGCAGAGUUUGAGAAGACAAAAGAAGAGAAAGCAGUAAGUAUGUCAGAGCAUCUGGAAGAGCUUGGUGCUGAGCAAACAUCUCAGGAAAACAAAGCAGAAAAGAGCAGAGAUUCUUCAUCUGGUUUGCCAAAGAAGACAGAUGAUCAUGGUGUGUCCUGUCUACAAGAAAGAGAACGUCGGGACACAAGUGGCCCAAUGAAAACUAACACUCAUGAGGAUAUUUUGAGCCAUGACAUUAAAUCACCUGGCAAGGAUUUUCCAGGAUCAACAGACACACCUCUGAAAGGAACUUGUGCCACUUGCCCCUCACAUGAUGGGGUCAUCAACUCCAAGUCAGAGGAUUCCAGGGAAGUUCUUAGUGAAAACAUCUUGCACAUUUCUGAGCAACCAGCCAAGACAUCAGAAUAUUCCAAACCAAAUAUAUCCUUGGAAAAAUCCGGAGGCCACCCAGUGGGUGAGGAAAAAGUGGAUCUGAAACUCCUAGAGGAAAGAACUCUGCCUGUGUCACAGACUGGUGCCCAGAGCAAGGAGACCAGAAGCAGUCAAGCCUGCAGAGAAACACCAGGUAAAGGUUUCAGGUUCGGGAAAAAUCCCUUCAUUACACUUUUUGGCUCUGAAGACAAAGGCAGUGCACCCAAGAAAGAAACAACAACUCAAAGGAAACCCACGAAGCCCCAGUCAGCCCUUGUCACUCUGUUUGGUUACUCCUCAGAGAAGAAGCAGAGCCCACCAGAAAAACCUGCAGGAUCCUCAGAAAAAACAAAUAUUGAUGACGGGACAGAAAAUCCCCAGAGCCUCCUCAGCUCCUCCAGCCAAGCAAAAGAAAAGGCCUCUAGGAAUGAUCAGCUGCCACAGCCAGGAAAGAUGGAGGUCUUCCCUAAACAUAUCCAGGAGAGCUCUGGAGGUUUCUCAGACUCUGCUGAGGGCAAGGAGACAGACAUCCUAUUGUUAGCUCCUGGCACAAGCAUGUCACAUGAUGAUAAACAUGAGAAAACUGAACUUGACAUUCAUGACCAACUGUCUUUAAAUAGCCAGGUUUGGCAGCAAUGGGGCAGCUGUUGGCCCCCUCUCAUAACAACACAGGAAGAUCAGAAACAAGCUGCAGAAACCUCAGAAGGUAGAACAAACCCUCCACAUCCUCCUCCAGAGCUUGCUCCUGCUGUUGACAACAGCAAAAAUCUCACCAGGGUAGGAAAUCAUCAUGGUGCUCAUCCACUAGAAGCCCAGAACCUGUUGAGCUUGGAUGUCCAGGACACAGUGACAGAAGAUGGGAUACUUCUUUCACCAGGCAAUUCAGAAAAGUUAUCCAAGAAAGCUGAGCUGCAGUUUGGUAACAUGGGUUUUCUGGAGGACAAUAACUUGUUCUUUUCUGGAGGACAAGAUUUUCCCAGCAUAGCAAGUAAAACCCUAAAUUCAGACUUGCAAAACUCAGAGGCAGAAAAUCCACCUUUCUUUGAUCCAAAUACUUCAGAAUUAUUCCAGGAAAUCCCAGCAGAAACAAAUGCCCCACUGGAGCUGUGGGACACCUCCAGUCUCUCACUUCUUGAUGGUCAGGAUGAGAUUAAUAUUAGAGACCUGGAAGGGAUUCAGAGCUGUGCAAUGCUGCAGCAGCUGGAUCCACAGUGCCAGGCUCCGAAGGCAGCAGAAGAAAUGUUUGGAUUGGGUCUCAGUGCUGAAGACUCAAGAAACAAGCAUCUCUCUACACAGGAAGACAAUUUUCCCUUGACAUGCAUGUUCAGCAGCCAUGUUUCUGAAACCUUUAAUCAGGAUGUCUUUGAUCCAGGCCAGGAGGCUCCUGAAAAAAUGAACAGGAGCAGAAAAACAUCAGGAGUUGAAGAAGAUUAUGCAAGUCUCUCUUCUGAGGACUUGGAUGAGUUAAAUGAUGACUUUUCAGAGAAGGAGUUCUUUAUAUAGUUGAAAAAAAAAAAGGGUGAAAAGCACCCAGCCCUGCAGCACAAGGACCAAAAGAAAUUAAUGAAAUCAGUUUAGAAAUGCCCCACUCCUCUGGCACAAGACAAAUUCAGUUGUGCACAGACUGAUUUAUUAAUCCCUUAAGGAGCUAAAUUUAAGUUCUCUAUCCUGUCCAGAUUGAGUCAGUGGUCAGUUCCCAAAAAAGAACAUUGCAAGAACUAAGUUCAGUGUGAGGAACCUCCAAGUAGAGACCAACCAGCACCCCCUGUUCUCUGCAGCCAGAGGGCUUCUGCAGAGGGGAUCUGCUGCUGCCAAGGUGCUUCAAAGGAUUUCUGCAUGGAGGAGGGAAGACAGAGAACCAAAAAGGUUCAACCAGCUCACAACCAUGAACAACAAGCCAAUAAGAACUAGAAACUUGAACGAGAAGAGAAAAUGUCUCAGGAAGGAACUGAAUCCUUGGCCACAAAUGUACAAGUAAAAUGCAAUGGGCAAAGGCAAAGCUGAGCAGGGCAAGGUGAAAGUUUAGGUUUAGGUGUCUGCAGUAUUAACAUUUCAAGGUAAAGCAAAUGCUUAAGCCCACAUCAGAGUCAAUGGAGCAUUAGCAAGUAAGAGUCUGGGGAGUGAUUCAGCCCACCCUAAACCAGAAAACUGCACUUAAAGGGAUCAGCCCUCUGGACUCUGUGAACUGUGUCAAUCCAUCUCCACUCACCACAGUGUGGCCUUAGGGGUCUGUUUCACACGUAGACAACUACACUGAGACAUCCAACCCAAAACAUCAUACACCUUUUCACCGUGUGACUUGCCUACACUUACUUAUGAUGAUAUCUUACACCCCCCACUGCAUUUUUCCUUUUGUAAACUGCAAAGUUACUCCACACAAGAGGUCACCACCAUCAGCCUCAUUGUACAGUGACGUGCAAAGAUAAGUGAAAUGGCCUUGCCAAGAUCAGAGGGGCAGAGGAGGACAAGGAAUCCAGGUGUCUUGAAGCCUCGUGGUGCGGGGACAUUGCUACACCUGCUCUUCCUGUGUGAUUGCACUCUGAUCCCCUCUGACUGCCCUUUGCACAAAUAUUACAUAACAUAAAUAUUAGAGGAGUCAGCAAUUAUACUAAUCAUAAAUAUUAGAGGAGUUAACAAUUAUACUAAUCAUAAAUAAGCUCAUGAGAAACCUCAGAGGGUCAAAGAGAGGACAUGUGCCUUAGAUCAUAGGCAUAGGGACUGCACGCGCCUUAGGUCAUAAGAUCAUAGGGACUGCACGUGUUUUAAUCAGCUCUCUGUAUAAAAAA